GUUUAGUUGUCUUGUCUACGUCAUCUUAUUUCCCUAGGUAAAUGAGAAUCCUGGUUUCUGACGCCCUAGGUAACUGAAAAAUUCUGGUUUCUGAUCCUCUGAGUAACUAGAAACUCUGGGUUUUUAUGUUCUGGGUUGUUGGAAGUGCCUGGGUUCUGAUUUUAUGUGUAAAUUAAAACCCCUGGUUUCAAUUCUAUGAGUAAGUGAAAUAGCCCUUUUCUGGAACAUAAGAGUAAGGUAGAUCUUUUUUAACCCUAUUGGUAGUGAGAUCAUAGUCUUCUUGAAACAUAUGGGAUAUUUGCUGUGUAAAUACAGUAUAAAUACUGGAGCUUAAGCUCAGGGUAUCAGAUCACUUCUGAGAAUUCUCAUCGGUGUGGAUCUCGUGUGGUGGAAUGAAACAAUAAAGCUGGACCCUUGCUUCUUCUCACUCACGGCUGGUGUAUUUUUUCUAUCUCCAACUGGUCUCAGAGGUAGAUGUUGAUGAUUAUCCAGCCUCUGCAGUCGGCUCAUUAAGAUUACACAGAGUAAGCAGAGGAGGGAGCGGCUCACCUCAUCAUUCGGGAGCGUUUGACCCUCUGGCGAUCGGCUGUUUACACACCAGAGCAACAGAGAAUGUUAAACCUUUGGUGGAAAAUCUCCAGUUUAAAUGAACCCUGACAUGCUGAUACAUGCGCCCAGAGCUGCUUUAAUUAAACCAUGAUCUUAUUGUGUAUUUAUUUCCUGACUUAACAUAGUGAAUGAAGGAUUUUUAUUUUGGUUUUUUUUCCCCUGUAUUUUUUGGCAUGCCUCAGAACCUUUUUUUUUAAGUUGGUGUAAAUUUUUUUUACUCGGAGACUUUCAGAUCUUGGAUUAUGUGAAAAUGAUCUACAUGGCAUCCAGGAAGCUUCGUGCUCUGAUGGUGAUCUUGUGCCUCGUUUCUUUGGUCACGUUUUUAUUGAGCGAUCCCUCGUUUCCCUUCAGCCCGUUUCAGAACAGCAUUCAAGGGCCGUGCGGGUGCCGUCCCUGUAUUUGGGACCCCGAGGAGGUGGAUCCGUGGUUCAGCGAGAGGUUUAACCAGUCCAUUCAUCCCCUGCUGUCCAGCUCGAACAGCAAUCUCAGUGAAGAAACCUACAAGUGGUGGCUGUGGCUUCAGGCCGAGACCAACCCAUCCAACCUGACUACAGUGAUCGACAGGUUAUUUCAGGUUGUCCCUGGAGAACAGCACUACAUGGAUGCUGGAGCUUCCCGAUGCCGUUCAUGCUCCGUGGUGGGAAACUCUGGGAAUCUCCUCUCAUCCCAUUACGGUGAGCUGAUCGACUCCAGCGACUUCGUCUUCCGGAUAAACCUGGCUAUGACGCAGGGUUUUGAGCGUGAUGUGGGUUCCAAGACCACACACCAUGUGAUGUAUCCCGAAAGUGCCAUGGACCUACAGAACUCCAGCACCAGCCUGCUGCUCAUCCCGUUUAAAAUCCUCGACCUGGAGUGGCUCGCCAGCGCUCUGACCUCCGGACACAUCGACUACACCUACAUGCCGGUCAGUCCACGUAUCCAAGCUAACAGACACAAAGUGUUGGUGUAUAACCCCUCGUUUAUGAAGUAUGUGUAUGAAGUGUGGUUGGAGAAUCACGGCAGAUAUCCAUCGACCGGUUUCCUCAGCCUCAUGUUCGCUCUGCACAUCUGUGAUCAGGUGAACGUUUUCGGCUUCGGUGCCGAUCAGGCGGGGAACUGGCACCACUACUGGGAGGAGAACUUGUAUAGCGACGCGUUCAAGGAGACGGGCGUCCACGACGCAGACUUCGAGUACAACAUCACACAGACGCUCGCUCAGAAAGGCAAAAUCAGAAUGUAUAAAGGCGUCUAGUCUUCGUCCAGCCGGGACGAGCGGUUACAGAUACACGAGAAACGACCGUGAGAAUGCACUCCAUUCAGCACACAGUUUAUUUACACAAAGUGGCCUACAAGUGAAACAGGAAGUGAUCUGAGCACACGAGCGUGAAGGGUUUUACUCAGCAGUCACGAAGCGACUCUCUGGCAGCGAUGAGAUUCGAGCUCACAACCUUCUGGGCACUAGCAAAUACUCUGCUGAGCUAACACUGUCGCUUAUUUCAUGGUAGGCCCUGUUCAUUUUUUCUCGCUUACUUCCUGGUUCUCGGAUUCUGAACGCGCUGGAACGCAGCUUUAUAUGUCAGACUGUUGGACUGCACCAGACUUUUCGAGAGGGAUCUAAUUAUAUUUUAGCUCUUAGUAUAGUAUAGUAUAGUAUGUGUAAUCCAAUCAGUUUAACUCAUUUUAACAACUUCCUGUUUCGCAGAUUUGAGUUUAUUCAUUUUGAGUCUCUUCUUGGUUCUCUGUAACUCUGUUUUAUCUAUCAUUAAUGAAAUCCCCAACUGUCUGGGUUUGAGUUUUUUCACUUUUAAUUUAACGACGUCCUGGUUCUCUGGAUGUGUGUGAAUCAGAACGUGUUGGAACACUGCUUUUAUAUGGAACAUUCCAGACUGUCAGAGAGAGAGAGAGAGAGAGAGAGAUCUGAACUGGAUUUGGCUCUUAGUAUGCUCCUGGUUCUCUGCAAUUCAGUUCAGCUUUAUUCAGCAUUUUUUUAUUCAGCUCUUGGUACACAGGUUUUAUGUUUCUAGUCUCAGGUAUUAAGUAAUUUAGGUAUUAACUAGUCUCAGCCUCAGAGGCUCCACGCAUGUCCUGCAGGCAGGUUUGGGGAGUGACGGAGUACGUGUAACGGCGUUACGUAAUCAGGAUACAAAACACAGGUAGCUGUAAUCCGUUACAGUUACGUCAACAAACGAAAUGAUCAGAUUACAGGUACAUUUUGUAAACAAUGGGAAUGUUAUCAGGAUUCUUUUUUUUUUUUCAUUUAAAAGCAAAGAAAUGAAUCUGUUUUCAGAACACAAUACAGACAGCUGUUUGACUAUAGUUCUGGUUCUCUCUCGCCAGUCGUGACUCACAUGAGAAACCUCCUGGAGCGGGCGCUAAUACAUUUUGCACAGAGUUAAUUUGGUAGAAAUGAACACACUGUUCUCUGAAAUGUUUCUGUCAGGGUGACCUUACGUCCUCGUGUCUAAAUGUGACAAAAUGUCCGGGAUUCAGCUUUAUUUUCGUUAUGAUGUGUUUAUGGUCUAAUACUGCAGGAUGUGUGCGCAUGUUUGCGUUACUUUGACUCCUCUCUGUAAGUCCCGCCUCCUCGCACACCGAUUGGUCGAUUAUAAAAGACAAAUGUUUGCUUGUAUCUUUCUCAUUUGUAAGUCGCUUUGGAUAAAAGCGUCUGCUAAGUGAAUAAAUGUAAUGUAAUGUAAAUAUUGGCCAAAUUCCUGCCUCUCGGCAGUUAACCUCCUCUCAGAGAACGCGUGACAGUGAAGCGCUGUUGUGUACGGCGUCAAACAGUUACUUUACAACAGCAGCAAAUAACAUCUGUCCUGAGUCGAAACAACACCCACGACCAUAUAAGGUCAUUUUUAAUUUCUUGUUAUCACAUUGCUUCGUAUUGCAUCAUCAUUCAAAUGUGUAAAUGGUGGCAGAAGGUACACUCGUGGCAUCUGAGAUUUCAUUUUAUUCCACGGACAUUCCAUAGACUGCAGGAAUUUUUUAUAUAUAUAUAUAUAUAUAUAUGGAAGGUGUCCUCUUUUUGGAAAACCAGAAUAUGGUCACCCUAACUGUUGUGACAUAAUGUUACCCGCAUCAAGGACGGUGAUCUUUUAUUUAUUUAUUUAUUUAUUUAUUUAUUUGUU
This is a messenger RNA of Ictalurus punctatus (channel catfish), 3716 nucleotides long. RefSeq names its product CMP-N-acetylneuraminate-beta-galactosamide-alpha-2,3-sialyltransferase 1. Lineage: Eukaryota; Metazoa; Chordata; Actinopteri; Siluriformes; Ictaluridae. Bases 860 to 1840 code for a protein of 326 amino acids. The transcript is spliced from 7 exons. Gene Ontology annotation, molecular function: beta-galactoside (CMP) alpha-2,3-sialyltransferase activity. The record is from RefSeq and is a predicted model, not a curated record.